AUGAAGAAAAAUAUUAAGCAACCCCUCUCCAUCUCCAUCUCCAUCUCCAGUGUCCAUCUCCCGACCUCUAAUUUCAAGCUCGAGCGCGAGCUGGGGCCUGACGUGAAUUACAUCGAGUACAGAUUGUUCCGGCUGAACGAAUCCAUAGCCGCCGCCGCGUCGUCGAGCCGAAAUUGGGGAAAUCGAAGAAGAAAACCUUGGGUCAUCGACAUUGAGGACCUCGACGACGGUGUAUUUGAUGCGGUUCUCGAGGCCGAGGAGGAGGUCGGGGUUGCUGAGGCCGACGUCUGCGUCAAUAGCCACGGUAAAGAAGCAGAGGCGCACGAGGGAGAGGUGGAUGUUGGUGGUGGUGCUGGUUUUGUCGCCUUUACCGGAGACACGAGGGUCUCGUGGGAGAGCUGCGGCUUGCGUUUGGUGAUAGUGGUUGAGUCUUAA
Messenger RNA from Striga asiatica, 435 nucleotides. Lineage: Eukaryota; Viridiplantae; Streptophyta; Magnoliopsida; Lamiales; Orobanchaceae. The record is from the annotation of a GenBank genome assembly.